Messenger RNA from Mesocestoides corti, 459 nucleotides. Lineage: Eukaryota; Metazoa; Platyhelminthes; Cestoda; Cyclophyllidea; Mesocestoididae. The record is from the annotation of a GenBank genome assembly.
AUGGAAUUUGAACGAGGCAUGUGGAACUGCGCUGUUUAUGGUAAAACCGAUCAACUUCUUCGUUUACUCAAGAAAGGCGUCAAUGUUAAUUCGCAAGAUCGUUAUGGCUUUACGCCUCUACAUUAUGCGUCAAGAAAUGGGAGGACUGCGACUUGUGAGCUACUUCUGAGUCAUGGAGCAGACGUCUUUGCGGUGACUCGAAACGGAAAGGCGACUGCACUACAUCGCGCUGCUUUCUGUGGACAUUUAGACGUGGUUAAGCUCCUUUGUUCAUGUCAGAAAUCGGAAGAUUAUCCACCAUUGGCAAGUAUGCUAGAUGUGGAUGGUCAAACUUGCUUACAUUCGGCUGCCAGAGGCAACCAGCCUGUCGUGCUGCAUUGGCUCUCGAUAACGUAUCCCGAACUUAUUUCAAUUCGCGACAAUGCUGGAAAAACUGCGUCUGAUUUACUACCGCUUUAG